This is a messenger RNA of Pomacea canaliculata, 4870 nucleotides long. RefSeq lists its product as uncharacterized. The coding region runs from base 148 to 3309 and encodes 1053 amino acids. Lineage: Eukaryota; Metazoa; Mollusca; Gastropoda; Architaenioglossa; Ampullariidae. Gene Ontology annotation, molecular function: chitinase activity; chitin binding. The transcript is spliced from 7 exons. Gene Ontology annotation, cellular component: extracellular region. The record is from RefSeq and is a predicted model, not a curated record. Gene Ontology annotation, biological process: chitin catabolic process; carbohydrate metabolic process.
GGAAGAGGGAAAACCGCACCCAUGUUCAGCGCAUCCCGAAUAACGAAUGGACAAUACAUUCGGCCAUCAACCACUGGGUCUCUCGCGAACUCCCGAAAGAAAAGCUGAUCUUGGGCGUCAACUUGCGUCCUAUGAGAUAUACACUCGAUGCUAGCAUCAAUACACUACCAGAAAUUCUGGAUCCAUCCGAAAGCUGCAAAAAGAGCUCUGCCCGGGCUGUGGACGGUACCUACGGUCCUGGCUACUCGCUGGCCCAUACAGGAUCUGGGACAGAAGGCCAAUGUCAUCGUCGUGGAGGACAACAUAAGCCUUAAAGACAAGGUGCGCCUGGUGGCCGCGCAAGACUUGGGUGGUAUCCUCUUGGCAGGUCUAAGCGACGAUGAUUUUUCAGGCAAAAUGUGCGGGUUAGGACAGAAUCCCCUGCUGAAAACCGUGAUUGGAACGUGCGGAGAGAGCACAGGUGGUGUUCCCACCGGCACCAUGCUCCUCUUCUCCGGACUGAGCCGCCGUCUCAGAUCCACCCACCAGUCGAUGCAUCGAAGCCACGAAGGCUGCAACGUGCUGUUCUGCUUCUACAGCAACGAAUUCGGCAAGACGUCCCAGAUGACGAAGCUGGACGUGAAAGAUAUCGACCCCACGUACUGCACGCAUCUGGGCUACCGCAGUUUCCUCCUCACCAACGACACAGACGACGGCGAGGCGCUAGUCAUCAAGCCGUCUGACGACAAAGCGUGGCAGGACGUGAAUGAUCUGGUCAGCUUCCGGGAACAGUUCCCAGACCUAAAGGUGAUGCUCAGCAUUUGGGACCCCACGUGGGACGCCGUUCACUUCACGCGCAUGGCCGAGAAUGUAUCGGUCAUCAGGAAAGUAGCGUGGGACGCCAUCAACAUCGUCCAGCAGCACAAGCUAGAUGGCAUAGACCUAGACUGGACCUUUCCCUUAGACAACAGCAUAGAAAGGUUCCCUGUCAUGCUGGAGGUAUUUCGGGACGCCUUCGAUACAUACGCGAAAACCACUGGACGUCCGCGCCCUAAGCUGUCCGCUAGCGUGUACUCCUUCGCCCUAGAUUACUAUCAAGAUCAACUGGAGCGUGUCAGCAAAGCCGUGGACAUCUUGCGCUUUGAUACCAGUGACCUGGUCUUUCACUACCAGCUUAAGAAGGUCUCCGAGCAGCAGAACAACACGUUGAUCGACAUUGACCCCGCCAUCCAGCUGCUGCUUCGAGAGAAUGUUGACCCCCGAAAGGUUGUUAUAGCGCUUCCGUUGUUCGCCAAGGUCAUGAAGGUCAGAAAGAUUUCUUCAGGACCGGACGGAGACACACUGGAGGUGAUCAGACAACUGGCAAUGCCGGAGUCCAACUUAACAGGCAAGGCCGUGUACCCGGAAGUCUGCAAACUGCGGAUGGGAAAGGAAGAUAGGGGCGAGCUCUUUCUCCCGAAGCGCACUGGCCAGUUCCUGCUUACCGGCCUGAAUAAUGACACGCUGAUCAGCUUCGAUGACGAAACUUCAUUACGGAUGAAGAUCAAGCUGCUGCGGCAAUACAAACUAGGAGGGGGCUUUAUCAAGAACCUGGUCGCCGACGAUUUUAGUGGCAAGUAUUGCAAGAGAGGCGCCUUCCCUUUGCUGACUGCCAUCGGCCAUGAGUGCACAGAAGUAAACAAGCCAGACCUGCGCAACUCACCCAAGCGAUUCAAGAACCGUAAUCUGGCCGCGGUGCCCUCCCGUGGUUGCGAGCUGCUGGUCUGCUAUUACGAACACAAGGCCACGCAGCGGCAUGGCAAGGGCAAGGCGCUGCCAAGCGACGUUGACCCAAACAAGUGCACUCACUUCAUUUUCAACUCAGCGAUCCUGUCCAGCACUUCGAUCGUCGUGGAACUGGCCAGCGACCUGGGCGACGAAGGACUGUAUCAGAAGGUCAUCGGACUCAAAACGGCCAACCCAGCAUUGAAGAUCUUGCUGUCUCUCCACGGUUCCUACCUAACUACAGAACACAAUUUCCGCAGCAUCGCCCAGUCUCCCGACAGACUGCGGGAGCUAGCCGAAAACUGCGCUGUGUAUUUGCGCACGCACAAGUUUGACGGCGUGGAGAUCGUAUGGAUGUACGAGAAUCCAAAGCACAUGCUGAGCAACGAUAAGACGCUGUAUACGUCCUUGAUGGAGACAUUCGCUGCUACCUUUAUCAACGAGUCUGAAAAGACAGGCUCAUUCAAACUCCUCCUAACGGCUCGCGUGUCAGGCAACCGUAAGAUGAUCGACAUUAUGUACGACGUCCCCAGGGUGGUGGACGCCGUCGACUUCCUGCUGGUGGACACUUAUUCAUGGUACACGUGGUACACUAACACCCUUCACUACAGCCCUAUCUUUCCGCCAGACGGUUGGCGCGACAUGAAAUCGCGGGAGGAGAACGUGGCUUUCGCCAUCAACCACUGGCUAAACCUUGGCGCACCCAGCGAGAAGCUGGUGCUAGGCAUCGGGUUGUAUGGUCACUCCUUCACACUUGUGGACCGGAAGUUCUGGAAUGUCGGCGACGACUCGUCGGAGGCGGGUCUAAAGGGCGAAUACACCAAGACCUUCGGCACGAUGACUUACUACGAGGUGUGUCAGCUGCGCAGUCAGGGCGGCGAGGAACACUUCCUACAGGACCAGCUUGUGCCCUUCCUGGUCCACGAGGACCAGUGGAUUGGCUUCGAGAAUGAGAAAAGCGUACGCCAAAAGGUCCGCUUCUCCAAGUUGUACAAUCUUGGUGGGGUGUCUCUAUUUUCAGUCGACGCCGACGACUUCGCCGGGGGUUUCUGCAGUCCAAGCCCCUUCCCACUGCUGACGGCAGUGAGGGCUGAGUGCAGCGUCGUGGGGUCAGAGGCCACCAGGCUGAAGCAUGUACGAAGCGCGCCUAUAAACGACUUGGCCAAAACGAAGUUCAGGCGGCUUUGCUACAUCGACACGACGUCGCUGACGCGGGACAAACCCGCUACCUUCGACGUGGCCUACAUCCCGCCUGGGAUAUGCACACAUCUCAUCCUGCUGUCCCUGACCCUUGACCAGGCAGGCUCAAUCAAUUCGCUGACAGUGCCCGUCCUCAACGCCUUCCGUGCCAUGAAACUGCUGAAGGAUAAGAACGGGACAGCCUUCUUUAUGUUUUCCAUAUCCAACUCCAGCAACACGCUCCUUGAGCUAACUGACAAACCUCCCAUGAUGACCAGCUUUCUCCGGUCUCUGCCGAUCGUGCUGCGCUCGCAACAGGCCGACGGAGUGGACUUUUUCCUUCCUGAGCUGCGCUCGCAGGAUGUUCAAAAGCUGAUGAACUGCUAAAGAACGUGAGGAAUGUCCUGGAUUCUCUGAACUGGUGGAAAAACCUUACCAUGUCCCUCACGUUAAAUUCCUAUCCCUUACAAAAUGUCGACUACAAGAACUUAACCAACAUGGUGGACUUUAUCACCGUUUUCACCACCCCAGAGAGCAACUGGAGCUCACUCCACCACAUCUUUCUGAUAGAGGAUUUCCAAAAGAUCGUCAAUGAUUACAUUAGCAAGGGAGUCCCGAAGGACAAACUUAUCACAAGCAUAUCCCUUUACGGUUAUGUCUUCUACAUACAAAACAAAAGUCAACACUCGGCGGGAGCCCCCUCGUUUAUCGGACCAAAGGGACCGAUGACGGGGAGGAAGGGCAUCUGGGCCUACUACGAGGUGUGUAACAAGAUGCACAAGCCGGGGGUAUCGCAGAGUGGGUACCAACAGAGGAACUUUAUACCCCGCACCACCCCUUCCUUCUUCGACGGGCGAGUGUGGAUCUCCUACGACAGCCUCAAUCGAAUUCAGGACAAAGUUAUGUGGCUGAAGAUGCAGGAUGUGGGAGGCUAUGCACUGAACACGGUUGACGCCGAUGUCUUCAUGGAUGCGCUAUGCGACUUCAACAUCUACAAUUUCCCCUUAGCUGAAGGUGCAUAUCUGGCCUCCCUCAAUUUGAAGCAGUUCCAAAGUCUGGUUUCCUCGGCUACAACGCAGGUGCCCAUUCUCACACCGGAUCCGUUGACCGGUUUCCCGACCAUGAGGGUCGUCGUCUUUUGGUUACUGGCGGUGGGGGUCUGGCACCUGGUGGUCAACCGUCUGACAUCUGACCUCUGAACGUUCGUCACAGCCUGCAACCGUUGUCCUCGACAAUAGUCAUCAGCAGAAUUAAAUUUUUUUUUAAGUCUUGGUCUCGCCGACUUUUUCUCUCAUGGUGGAUAAAUUUUUCAUAGCUUUUAAAUAUAUUUUUUAGUAUUUUGUUGGCACCAUUCAGUUGAUUUACAUAUAAUUUCUUCCCUCCUUACUGGCAUCCAAACGCUACUGUUACAACACUAAGGUCAUUCUUAAGCAAACAGAUAUGGACGAAUGUUUGACGAAGUUUUUAUAGAAGCGUAGUUUUAGACCUUUGCCGGACUUUGUCGAACGUCGCUCAUAUUUGUCCGGUUAAUAAUGGCCUGCAGUGAUGUCAUCUCGUUGAACUCCCUGCCCUUACUCCCUUCAUAAUAUCUGUUCCUCUGGUUGUGGGCGCUCCAUUCUUUCCCGUUUAGUACAGGAGUACUUUGCCAAUGAAAUACAUGUUUUUAAUCAGUAUUGUACUUGUUAAAAAGAUGAUUGACCUAACAUUGUAUGUCUGUUACAAUGAGUCUACUUGUUGCGCAUUUAGAGGGCACAUGCAUAUACUCUAAAGGAAAUAUUGGAUGAUUGACCGUGGUCGCUUAAUACCCUUCUUUUGUAUGUAUGUGUGCACGCGUCGGGAGUGAUGCUUUUAAAAAAAGGAGGACUUUAUUACACCUCUAUGUUCUCAAUGCCAUUAGGAAGAAGAAAAUACCUGUAUAAUGAAUUUAAUAAAGUCUUAAGAAUUCGAA